Carassius gibelio (silver crucian carp) is the source of this 1743-nucleotide messenger RNA. Its product is annotated as isoaspartyl peptidase/L-asparaginase. Bases 155 to 1078 code for a protein of 307 amino acids. The record is from RefSeq and is a predicted model, not a curated record. Lineage: Eukaryota; Metazoa; Chordata; Actinopteri; Cypriniformes; Cyprinidae. The transcript has 7 exons. Gene Ontology annotation, molecular function: asparaginase activity.
UAAACUGAAAAAGUUUAAAGAUUUUUCACCAAAUUGAGAAAGAACCAGUCUGUCACAGGAAAUAUAAUAGUGUGAGAAAUCUAAUUUAACUUGUUUUAUCAACCCAGCGCUUUGCCUCUGCAAGACAUUGUACGGGGCUAGAGGAAGACCGAGGAUGAAGACUGUGAUUGUGGUGCAUGGUGGCGCGUGGGCCAUCCCGGACUUGUUAGCCGAAGCAUCCAUGGCAGGAGUCAAGAAUGCUGCGUGGGCAGGCGAUGCUGUUCUUAAGAAUGGUGGGAGUGCAAUUGAUGCUGUAGAAAAAGCUGUGAGGUCUUUGGAAGAUGACCCAACUUUUGAUGCAGGUCAUGGUGCAGUGCUGAAUGUUGAUGGAGAGGUGGAGCUGGACAGUAUCAUCAUGGAUGGGGAAACACUUGCCACUGGAGCUGUGGCUUCUGUGAGAAACAUCGCUAACCCUGUUAGUCUUGCUCGUGCUGUAAUGGAAAAGACAGAUCAUGUCAUAUUGACAGAUAGAGGAGCGAGCAUGUUUGCGGAGCGCAUUGGUAUUCCAGUAGCUGAUGAUCUGGUGACUGAUCUGGAACGAAAAGACUGGGAACAAAGCAGUAGCUAUCCAGUCGGGGUUGGAAAAUUAUUCAACACACAAUGGGGCCAUGAUACGGUCGGAGCGGUGGCUCUGGACUCUUUGGGUAAUGUGGCGUGCGCUACAUCCACCGGAGGAAUCAGAAACAAAAUGGUGGGAAGAGUCGGAGAUUCUCCUAUUAUAGGAUCUGGUGGAUAUGCAGACAAUAGAAGUGGCGCGGUCUCCUGUACUGGUCACGGAGAGUCUAUUCUCAAAGUCACCUUAGCCAGAUUAAUCCUCUUUCAUAUGGAGCAAGGGAAAUCAGCCACAGCCGCCGCUGAAGCCUCACUUCAGUACAUGGGAGAGAGAGUGAAGGGAUGCGGAGGAGCUAUUGUUGUGUCCUCUACAGGGGACUGGGCCGCCAGCUUCACCACCCCACGCAUGGCUUGGGCCUCCAUUAAAGAGGACGUCCUGCACUGCGGGUUAAAUCCUAAAGAAGAUUUCACUCAGACGUUGAAAUGAUAACAUUAUACUUUAAUUCUAUUUUCAUUCUUAUUCUGAAUUUCUUAACAUUUUCUGCUAGUUAAUUUAUUUAGCUAGAUUCUAUCAGUUUCCAAUGUGAUUAACUGUAUCCUUUAUCCAUAUCUAAAAGUUAUUGUGCAUCAAUGGUAAUAAGCUGUUUCUCGUAUAAAGAAAGAAAACAAAUACUCCUCUCUGCAGGUUCUGACAAGUUUAACCAACAGUUAAUGAAUGGUGAUUAAUUGAUUUAAAAAAUGUUAAGUGAAAACAUUGUACAUUUGAGUAACUUUAGUAGCUAGAUUACUGUACGUACAAUAAUAACACUUAUGCAGGUUUUGCCUACUGUUUCCUCAGUGAACAAAUAAUAGAAACACAAUAUGGUGUUAAGUGACUAAAUUAAGAAUUCUCAAAGUGUUCUGUUAAGAUUAACAAAUAAUUAAUGAAUAAUGGUAAGUUAUCAUUAGUUAAUGGCAUCGUUGUCUGAAAUGUAUUCACCAAUGAGAUAUGAAUACAUCAUAAACUGUAUACUGUAAGAUAGGAAGACUGAUGGAAAAUAUAACUAAAAUAUACUGUAUAAUGGCAAAUCAGCAUAUUAAUUUAACCAUAUACUGUACAUUUGUUUUCGUUACAUGUGUGGAAUUCAAUAUUAUUAAAGAUGAAUCUUACCA